ACAAUGUCCAAGCUGGUUUUUUUCCUUGAAAAUGGUAAACGACAUGAGGAAUUUUCCUGGGCAGUGUCCUGAUGUAUUGUCAGUCCCGAUUCUGUCAGGGUUGUGUUUGGGGGUUUAUUUGAUGCUUGUAGUUUCGAGUAUAAUUGGUUUCGUAUGGAACAGAAACUCGGAUCAUAUCAGAGCUAGGACAAUUGCUGGCAUGUUUUUUACUCUCGUUUCAAGUUUCUUUGUAUUUACCAUCUUUUCUUUAAGGUUUAUUAUUGGUAGAGAAAUCUUCCCUUGUAUCUUAUUUAGUUUAGUUUUCUUUCUAAUGCCACCAUGUUUCUCCAUUCCAACAAUUAUUAGAUGUCUAAGAGUGUAUGUACAAUGGAGAUUCAACCUUUUGAAAGAAUCAAAAUUCAGAGAAAAUGAAAAGCAAAAUGAUAUUGUUACAGUGAUUAGUUCAGUUUAUUCUUCACCGAACAGUCCAAAUACUUUGAUUCCAGUAAUGGUGUAUAGAGCUCCCGUUCUGAAAACUAUUAGAAACAAAAUCGCCUCACAUCAAAACCUAAAACAAAUAGAGAAAUUCUUCAUUUAUUCCAAUUACAUUUUACAAUCCCACAAAUGGUUAAUUUCUAUAUUUUUAGCCGUUUAUGGAUUUCAUAUCAUAUUCUGGUUUUCAUUAGCAAUUUUUGAAGAUUCUUUACAUCCAAAUUCGAGAUUUCUAAUGGAGGACGAAUCAAUGCUUUCCUUUGAGGGAUGUUAUGCAUUAGAAUCCAUUACAUACAUUGGUGGAAUCACCUAUUGUGUCUAUUUGAUUAUUCAACUUGUGUGUUUGGUUCUUCUAUUGAAAACUGAGAAGGACACAUACUUUAUUAAGGUGGAGUCUAUUUUGAUACUGAUUCUUCAAGUAGUUUGUGUAGGACUAUAUAUUACCUUAGGUCAAUCGUUUUAUAGAGUUGUGGAUCAUAUUAUACCUGCUGGGUUGAUCAUGUUUCUGUACUUGAGUUUGGAAAUAAUUGUUACAGUGACUCUUCCAGUAAUUUAUUCUAUUAUGAAGAGAUAUCAAAAGGUGGAAGUAUUCGAUUCUGAAUUGGAAUGGGCUUUAAAUAAGAGUGAAACUUGUGAAAUGUUACUGGAAUAUUCAAGGAGAUCAUUCUGUCCUGAAGGUGUCCUUGUUUACAAAGACAUUUCCAAAUUCAAAUUAGCUAGCACUUUCAAAAAGAGGAAAUUACUGGCAUUUCAAGUUGUUGAUAAUUAUCUGACGUUUGGUGGAGUUUAUGAGUUGAAUAUGCCAAAUAUUCACCUAUUGAGGGAGGAAAUUCUAUUCAAGAUUGAUAGUGCAACAUGUGAGGAAGAAAUGCAGUUCAGGUUCAAACAUUAA
Naegleria gruberi is the source of this 1363-nucleotide messenger RNA. RefSeq lists its product as uncharacterized. Bases 32 to 1363 code for a protein of 443 amino acids. The transcript has a single exon. Lineage: Eukaryota; Heterolobosea; Eutetramitea; Acrasida; Naegleriidae. The record is from RefSeq and is a predicted model, not a curated record.